Sclerotinia sclerotiorum 1980 UF-70 is the source of this 1122-nucleotide messenger RNA. RefSeq lists its product as hypothetical. The record is from RefSeq and is a predicted model, not a curated record. NCBI's taxonomy places the organism in Eukaryota, Fungi, Ascomycota, Leotiomycetes, Helotiales, Sclerotiniaceae. The coding region runs from base 1 to 1122 and encodes 373 amino acids. The transcript is spliced from 3 exons.
AUGGUUCAAUUGACAAACCCCCUCCUUAUCAUGAGAAUCAUCCAAAGCUGUCUCGCUAUUCCCACCUCCAACAUUACUGGAUUUCCACACGCUCCCCAAUCUAUUUCCAACGACUCUUCAGUAUUUCUCACACAAGGCUGGACGGCAUCACCUUCGGGUCGAGGAUCCAUCGAUAUCCUCUGGAGCUGUCUAGUUACCAUAUCGCUCUGUUCCUGGUCCGUUCUCUGUCUCCAAGUCCCUGGACCCCAUGAUUCGCGCCUAACAAUACUCUGGCGACGACUCUGGCUCACAGCACUUUGUGGCGUGGGACCAGAGUUUACAUUCCAAAUUGCACUUGGCCAAAUGCUCUCGGCUCGAAGAUCUGUUCGAGAUUUUCGCAACGCUGAUUAUGCGGAUUGGACGAUGAGACAUGCUUUCUAUGCCGAUUCUGGCGGAUUUCUACUGCAGACUCCUGAUUUUAAAGUUAUCCCUAUCGAUGCCAAACAGCUUUUGUAUCUGAUCACGAAUCGCUAUGUCGAGUAUCCCCAGAUCCGAAUCCAGGAUAUUCGGGACAAGAAUAAAGUGGAUGAUUUCCUUCGUCUGAUUUCCGUUGGUCAAAUCAUAUGGUUCAGCGCUACAAUGAUUGCGCGCGCCGCACAAGGUCUCGAAAUAACGGGAAUGGAACUCACAACUGCGGCGUUCAUCGUCUGUAGUCUUGGAACAACAUUUUGUUGGUGGAAUAAAGGAGCAGAUGUUGCUGCACCCAUCACCCUCACUACCAAGACGACAAUGGUAGAUAUUUUGAAAAAUGCAAAAUAUGCAUUACCGGGUCCAUAUCAACAAACUCCUCUAGACUUCAUCAGUCGUCAUGAAUGGUAUUGGUCUCGAUAUUGGAAACAUUGGAUCAAUAUCCUUCGAAAUAUGCGCAUAGUGUUUGCACCGAAAACACUCCCGUUUGACAGACUCGAAAACACGGAUUGGAAAGAGUUGAAACGGGGAGGGCAGGCAGCUUUCUAUACUAUGAGUUUAGCUUACACUGCUAUUUUUCUUGCGGCGUGGAAUAAUCGUUUCCCUACGGACGCAGAGAAGAUUAUUUGGAGGAUUGCUAACAUUGCUCGCAGCCUUCCAUCCUCAGUCGGAUAG